Molecule: messenger RNA, 1300 nt
Organism: Caenorhabditis sp. 36 PRJEB53466
Lineage: Eukaryota; Metazoa; Nematoda; Chromadorea; Rhabditida; Rhabditidae
Source: the annotation of a GenBank genome assembly
AUGUCUUCUCCGUCCAAGCUCGCCAAGUACGGUCUCGAUCUUUCCGAAUCCGAAUCCGAAGAAGACAUGCCUCUGCCGGUCCGACCCGUCCAUCCCAAUGCUCCGUCGAAGAAUGCCCAAAUGAUGCGCGCAAUGUGGGAGGCCCACAAGUCCGAAAAGUCCGAUUCCGAUGAAUCCGAUUCGGAGGAGGAAUCCGAUUUGGAGGAAUCCGAUUCGGAGGAUAAGGAGAACCGGGAGCCGUCGCCAGUUCCACCACCGCCUCCUGCAAGUGCACAACUUCGGUCCGUUCCGAAGCUGCCUAAAACUCCGAUUGCUCCGCCGGCAAUUCCACGUAAACCGUCUCCAGUCCCUCAGGCUCAACUGGUCCCUGUUCCUGCUCCGAAACCAAGUGCUCCUGCCAUCAAAAAGUCCACAACUUCAGCGGCUCCUGCUCCGAAACCAAGUGCUCCUGCCAUCAAAAAGUCCACAACUUCAGCGGCUCCUGCUCCGAAACCAAGUGCUCCUGCCAUCAAAAAGUCCACAACUUCAGCGGCUCCUGCUCCGAAACCAAGUGCUCCUGCCAUCAAAAAGUCCACAACUUCAGCGGCUCCUGCUCCGAAACCAAGUGCUCCUGCCAUCAAAAAGUCCACAACUUCAGCGGCUCCUGCUCCGAAACCAAGUGCUCCUGCCAUCAAAAAGUCCACAACUUCAGCGGCUCCUGCUCCGAAACCAAGUGCUCCUGCCAUCAAAAAGUCCACAACUUCAGCGGCUCCUGCUCCGAAACCAAGUGCUCCUGCCAUCAAAAAGUCCACAACUUCAGCGGCUCCUGCUCCGAAACCAAGUGCUCCUGCCAUCAAAAAAAGUCCACAACUUCAGCGGCUCCUGCUCCGAAACCAAGUGCUCCUGCCAUCAAAAAAAGUCCACAACUUCAGCGGCUCCUGCUCCGAAACCAAGUGCUCCUGCCAUCAAAAAGUCCACAACCUCUGCUGCUGCUGCUCCGAAAACGACGAGGAAACCCCGUGCUCCAGUUCCCGCCAAGGCUCCAGCUACGAACAAACCCCGUGCUCCACGUCAACCGUCCUCUGCUCCAACCACGAAGAAACCCCGUGCUCCACGUCAACCGUCCUCUGCUCCAACCACGAACAAACCUCGUCGCAAGAACCAACGGGACCAGCCGGUGAGCCAGCCGGCACCGUUCGCCUUCGACCCGAGAAUGGCGGCGGUUGCAAUCAAUCGGAAUGUGCACAGACGUCCGGAAGCCACCCUCAAACGGCCCGCCGCCGAGGCAAUCGCCGCACUCGCAAAACGACACAAACUAUAA